This is a messenger RNA of Anopheles merus, 4954 nucleotides long. RefSeq names its product MICAL-like protein 1 (gene MICAL-like). The transcript has 6 exons. The record is from RefSeq and is a predicted model, not a curated record. Lineage: Eukaryota; Metazoa; Arthropoda; Insecta; Diptera; Culicidae. Gene Ontology annotation, molecular function: protein binding. The coding region runs from base 837 to 4166 and encodes 1109 amino acids.
UAAACGGAAGGAGGUAGAGCGUGCGCCAACACCGACACUGCGCUCAUUAAGUGGCGCGGCGCAGUACAAGCAGUAGCAGAUAUAGGAAGGAUAAACCAAAUACAGCCUUAGAAGAAUCAACAUAAAACAGAAUACUUUAUAUCGAUCUGCGAUCAAUCAAUCUCCAAACUGCGCACCGAUACCGAUUGGAGAGAAGAACAAAAACAAACACGGCACACCAAGAAGCAGAGUGUGUUAACAUUUUCACCAUCAGAAUAUUCAUCGAAGAAUCUCACAUCUAAAUCCAGUGGAAGGUUGAAACGCACACCGGAUCGUCGAGAGCUAAUCGAACAAAUAAUUUCCUAUACCAAAUCUGAGCAUAACUCUCCAGUCGUGUUUUGUCAUAAUUAUUUUGCGCUUGUGUGUGUGUGUGUGUGUUAAAGUGUGUCUAAUAUCGUCCGUAGACAGUUAAGAGAAGGACAGUAGUAAACUAUUACGUUCAUUACGUUCAUUCAUUACCAUCGCCAUCAACGUCACCACAAACCUACCAGUCUGUAUAUCACUAUAAUACGCAAACGGCGAAUAGAAAAGACACUGCAAGCAACAAGAAAACGCACGUUACCAGCCACGUAACCGUCACUAUAACCGAUCAAUCAAUCGAGAGCUGAAAACACACCAAUAGAGUCAACUGUCGCCAACACAAGCACUAAAUAGCUGACAAAUUUCUGCAUCUAACAGUGUUCACUCAGCCAAAACGGUGAGCGAGUUAGUGUGAGGGGAAGUUUGGAGCAACCUUUAACGGCAGCGGAACAGUUUUUGGAAUUGGGUGUAAUCGUACGGACAAAAUCGAUUACCAGAUGGCAAACAAAGCGGCAUUUGUGGGCGUUCCCAAGCGUGCUUCCUGCAACCGUUGUAGUAAUCCAAUCUUUCUGGCAGAACGUAUCAGCUUCGGCGAGAAAAGUUACCAUCGAUCGUGUCUCAAGUGUGCCCGCUGCGGUACGCAACUGACCGUGGGAAGCUUUUACGAAACGGAAACGGAUGGCGAGUACUGCUGCGAAACCUGCCCGGAUGAGGAGAUCCAGUUGGAGCAGCGUCGCGAAUCGUCCGCUUCGCCCGACGGCAGUUCCGCGAACGUCACCGGCGAUGGCACACCGGUUGCUGCUGCUGCUGCAUCCAUUGGUUUACCCAAGAACGUACGCAGUAGCAAGCUGCUCGAUCGGAUAUCGUUCUUUGAGUCGGCACCGUUGAGCGACGAGGAGAAAUCGUCCAAUCUAGAGCGCAAGGCACGGAUGAGCCAUUUUCUGAAGGAAUCGCUCAAAACGGUAGAGCAGGACAAUGAUGAACCUCCCGAUUUACCACUUACGGGGCCACCAAGUUCGGUAACGAAUGACAGCUUGAACGGGAAAGAAGAGGAAGACACGGACGACUCGGAUUCGGAUAAUGUGGAUGAUGUGGAAGAUGAGUUCGAAAAAUUGGUACAGGAUCUCGAUGAACCGGACCUAGAUAUAAGUAAACCUCCGCUAGCAGAUCCGAAGAGUCCACCGCGUGCUGAUGCAAUUGCUUCGGAAUCUGAAACCACAGCACAGACAGAUACCAUCAAGCCUAAUGAACAAGAACAGCAAAAAGUUGCUGAAGUAGUACUGCAAACGGAGGUCGUGGUAGAAGAAUCUGUGUUGGAAACAAAUUCUUUGGAGGUUCAAGAUAAAUCUGAAAUAGCAACACCGGUGAAGGUAGAGGACGAUUCGGAAUUGACGAACAAUCUUCCUGUAGAGGCAACUGUCGAGGCAAAGGAAAUUAAUCCGCUAGCUCCACCGGUUACGGAACAAACCACCACGAUGACCGAAAGCAGUGAUUUGACAUCCGAACAUACCAUAAAGGACGUUGUUGAGGACAAGCGAACCGAGACGAAAGAACAGCCAUCAACUGAGAUCUCAAACGAUGAUACCCCUGCUGCAGAAGUUGGAGUGAUAGUAGAAAAUGGGUCGGUGGCAUCAGUUCCUGUAUCGGAAUCUACUACCGAGCAUUUGGAUGUGCCUAACGAAAACGAAAGUACUGAAUCGCUAGCUACACCCUCAGAAGAAUCGAAGAAUGCAACAGAAAGUACUGAAAGGAGCAAUUCGAUGGUGCCUAAUGAAACCGUGGAAAGUGCGGUUUCUGAAUCUAAAGUGCCUGUGUCAGUGAACGAAGAAGAGUCCACCAUACCUACCGAUACACCCGAAGCAUGCAAUAAGGUUGAUAAUGAUGAAGGUUUACCUGCUGUCAGCACGCAAGAAGAUGGAAAUGAGCAAGAGCAGUAUCCGUCCGAUCUCAAUCCUUUCGGUGACGAGGACGACGGAGAGGGAAGGGAACAAAUCGUAGAGCUACGAAAAGUUCCAGCGGGCGGCAAGCCCGUUCCGACCUUGCGGCGCGUCAGCACAAAUCCUUUCGGCAGCGAAGACGAAGACGAGGACGUCCAACAGUCUCCGUCAUCGAAACCUCCGAGACCGCCACCACCGAAGGUGCUACAGUCGCCAUCCUCUGGUGGUUCAUCGUCGAAACCGGUCCCGGCGAAUCCGUUCGACGAGGACGACGAUGACGAACCGACGGACGAGCCGGAAAUAGUGCCAGUAUCCAAACCUUCCCCCCGCCGAACACCGGUACCGACGCCGAGAAAAGCACAUGCCUACAACGACUCCAUCAGUUCCUUGGACAAUUCUCUAAUGUCUAGUAGUCGGCUAAGCAGCUCGAAUGUGUCACUAACGUCCAGUCUGGAGAGUGGCCCCUCGUCCCUGAUCGUGCCGAAGCGCAAAAAAGGAAAGGCGCCCGACAUUCCACUGGCCGUCUCCGGUGCAUCCACGCCCAUCGUAUCCCAGCAGCAGCAGCAAAUGGGAGUGUCUAGUGCGGUGAGAACAUCGGUGGAAAAUCUUUCCAACAGCAGCGGAAGUGGCACCCUGACAACUCCGCGCAAGAAACGCCUUGCACCGGCCCCUCCCCCAGUACCCAAUUCAUCGUCCACUCCGAAGCAAUCGUCGACUCUGCAGGUUCGGGAGGAGGGUGGUUUAACACGCGUCCCCAGCCAACGUCUGCUUUCCGUGGAUGCGAGUCUGUUAAGCAACAACGAUCGUGACAUGUCCGAAACGAUGAGCCGAGGCACGAGCAACGAAUCCGUCGUGUAUCGUCGAACAAUCGUACCGCUCGUACUGGACGAUGACGGUCCCGAAUCGCCAGUACACCUGGACGGCACCACAAACACCAGCGGGCGACAGUGGGAAAAAAUGAAAGACAACAAGGAGGCACAAAACCGCAACCGGCAAUCGCAAAGUUCACCCACUAGCGAGGCCACCAGCAAUAGCUUCGGUAGUCCGGGGGGAAACCUUUCGAUUCUGUCGAACAAAUCCUCCCAGGGCAAGUGGAAACGGCGCAAGGGUCCGGCCCCGGCACUGCCGAUGAUGGCCGCUCCGCUGCCGGAACGGAAACCGAUCAAAAUGUUACCACUGAAGGAAAUACACCAGGAGCUGCAGAUUAUCGAAACGCAGCAGCAGGGACUGGAAAAGCAGGGCAUUGUGCUGGAGACGAUGAUACGGGAGCGGUGCGAGGGGGUGGAAGCGGAUGUCGAUCUCGAUAUCAGGUUGCAGCCAAACUCGAAGGAGGUGGAAGAUCUGUUGAUGCAGCUAUUCGAACUGGUGAACGAAAAGAACGAACUGUUUCGACGGCAGGCCGAAUUGAUGUACUUACGCCGCAUGCACCGGCUGGAACAGGAGCAGGCAGAUCUGGAGUACGAAAUUCGGCUACUGAUGGCACAGCCGGAAAGGAACAAAACGGACUCGGACAAAGAAAAGGAAGAGGCACUGAUUACGCGCUUAGUGGAGAUCGUUCAGUUGCGAAAUGAAGUCGUUGAAUGUCUCGAGAUGGAUCGAAUUCGUGAAGCGGAAGAAGAUUUGUCGAUUAAACAAAGCAUUGAAGAGCGGGCCGCUAGCCAACAGUCAAAGCACAGUAAGAAAGACUCAUCUGCCAGCUCCACUACACUACCGCUUACUGAUGCAGAAAAGCGCGACUCCUCGACGAAGCUUUCCAAGAAAGAGAAAAAAAAGCUGAAGGAAGCGAAAAAGUUGGUAAAGUCGAAAAAGAUUGACUCGGAAAAGGAUGCCGAUGAGACGGAAAGCAACACAACAAAGGAAAAGAAAAAGAAACGAAAGUUUCUUUUCUAAAAGCCAUCCGUUCGCGUGGGUUGAUAUUUAACGUACACAUUCCCUUAGAUCGCUGAUAGAUCCGCAGAUCCGUCCAACUUGUUCCAACUGCGUUGCUGUAACAGUUAUCAACUCACUUACUAUCAUCUUGUUCUUUGUUGGCGAGCGGUUUCCAGUUCGAUUAUGACCCCCCUACUCAAACGAUCGUAGAAUGAUCUUAUAGGUUUGCCACACCGAUUCAUUAGCGCUACCAUUAGCCUCGUUAGCCAGAUUAGACAGUGUUUCUUUUGUUUGAUUGCAUCGGUUUAGCAGUGGUUGCACGCACUUUACCAAACGUGCGUGUCCCGCUUCAUGAUCGCUGUGUAUCCUCUGCUGUAGAUAUGUCAAUCAUCGCAUUUAGCAUUCUGACGCCUGCUGUAGUAGAUCGGGAACAAUAAUUAUGCGUAAGCUUGCUCUUGCAUCCCGAUUCUGCGGGCCGGUUUUUUGUCAAUUCAACAAACAUUUUUUCGUUCAUUUUCAAUCCAUUUCAUUUGCGCACAUAGUUUUAAAUAGCGUGUUUUUGCUGAUGAUAAUAUUAAUAAUCAUGUUUUACUUCUACCUAUACAUAUAUAGAGCGAGAGAGAAAGAGAAAUAAAACCAUUAUAAUCGCGAGUUAAGUGUGCUUUCUUCUGAAAGUGAAAGUGUGCAUAGUGAAAGGAUAGAUGUGUGUGUGCGAUUUUGCUGCGAUGCGAUGAAGUAUACAUACAUAUAUUCGUCUACUACUAUAAGAAAUAAAAUAUUGGUUGAGCUUACCUUCUGUUGAAGCUAGA